Messenger RNA from Notolabrus celidotus (New Zealand spotty), 3992 nucleotides. Its product is annotated as Kv channel-interacting protein 2-like. The record is from RefSeq and is a predicted model, not a curated record. Gene Ontology annotation, biological process: regulation of potassium ion transmembrane transport. The coding region runs from base 1363 to 1974 and encodes 203 amino acids. The transcript has 10 exons. Gene Ontology annotation, molecular function: calcium ion binding; potassium channel regulator activity. Lineage: Eukaryota; Metazoa; Chordata; Actinopteri; Labriformes; Labridae. Gene Ontology annotation, cellular component: voltage-gated potassium channel complex.
AGUUCUGUACCAGGUUGUCCUCAUGAGCAGACAUAGCUCUCUAGCCUUGUUUCAGUCUGCAGAUAUUUGACCUAGUCUGAAGUUAUUUUGGAUUUUGCCUGAGCCUGAACCCCUGAAUUCCGGUUGCCUUGAAUCUUUGUCCUCUUUCUGCAAUCUCUUGGAAACGGCCCAUUUGAGGACCACAGCCACUGACCAGCCACCACUUCAUCAGUGAAAGCAGCUGUUCCCUCAUCCUGCUCCUCUCCACCGACGACCCCAUCCUCUCCAUGUGUAAUAGUCUCCUCUCCUCCGUAGAGCUGUGCAGCUUCCCUCUCAUAAAGCUCAUUUAUCAUGAGGAGGGAGAAGCCUCCUCUCCUGGGGUGGACUGGGUGAGAGGGACACCGAGGAGAACUGCUGAUGGCUACAGGAUAGUGGACUUAAACUGCAGGGUGGCUGCUGUGUGCAGGAUAAGGGAAGGGGAGACUGUUGAAAGGAUUGUUUGAAAAGAAAAAUUGUUUGUAACAGGUGAAAAAACACUAUUCUUGAAAUCUAUUCAGGGUUUAUGAAAGAACAUUUCUUGCUUUUGUACAACUCCCUGCCAUUCCAUUUUUUAAAUGUGAAUUUAUCCAUUUAUUUUUUAUUCUAUUAAAAGUUCCCGUGAUUCACUUCUAGGUUACAUUGAUUUUGGCACGCUCUGUGGACAAAGCAUGAUGAUUUAUGCCUUUUCUAAUCUCGUCAUGUUCAUGUUUAAGUAGAGUUUUCUGACAAAGAUCCAAUCCUGCUUUUUCAGCAGUCAGACUCAUCAUUCACAGCUGAUGAUCCGUUUUGUUUUUGAAGAUCAUAAAGGGGGCAUCAAUAUUAAAUCCAGUCUAUUCCAUUACCAGCUAAAACCUCUUCACAGGAGCUUUAAUGUAUUCACCCUAACUUCAUAAAUUAACUUUAAUUGUUUGGCUUUGUUUGUACUUUACUUUGCAGGUAUUUUGUCUGGUUCUCAUAUCUCCAAACUUUUACUUUGUUUGGUGUUCUGGAGUUUUUCUCCCCUGUGUCCAUUCAGCUCCCUUAAUUACUGAUUGAUCACACCUGUGUGCCCUCUGUGGAGCUGCAAGAACAAAUCCCAGCAAGGCCCAUGGUGGCAGCAGACCAAUGGGACAGCUUAAUAGGCCCUUAAGAGCUGGAUAUGUAGCAUUCACUAGCACCGUGGAGGAUGCAGCAACUUCAUGCUAUCAAGCUUAUGAAUCCCUUAGUCACAAAGGAGCAUGUAUACACAUAAUUGGAAUCAUAUUGUUGGACUCCUGAUGAAUAGACAAUCCACUGUCUGGACGUAGAGGACAUGUCUGGGACGAGCUCUACAAGGACACGUGGAACGAACAAAGUAGAUGGCAAAUGAGGGAAGAAGAAAAAAAAGACAGCGAGGAAGAUGACUUUGAGCUAUCCACUGUGUGUCACCGCCCUGAAAGCAUGGACAAGCUGCAGGAACAGACCAAGUUCACCAAGAAGGAGCUUCAGGUCCUCUACAGGGGGUUCAAAAACGAGUGUCCGAGUGGUGUGGUUAAUGAGGAGAACUUUAAGACCAUUUACUCCCAGUUCUUUCCGCAGGGAGAUUCGAGUAUGUAUGCACAUUUCCUGUUUGAAGCAUUCGACACAAACAAGAACGGCACAGUAAGCUUCGAGGACUUCGUAUUUGGCCUGUCUAUCAUUCUGAGAGGGACCAUUAACGACCGAUUAAACUGGGCGUUCAACCUUUAUGACCUGAACAAGGAUGGCUGCAUCACCAAAGAGGAAAUGUUGGACAUCAUGAAGUCCAUCUAUGACAUGAUGGGGAAGUACACAUACCCCACUAUGCAGGACGAUGCUCCUAGAGAUCACGUUGAGAGCUUCUUCCAGAAAAUGGACCGUAAUAAAGACGGGGUGGUCACCGUAGAGGAGUUCAUCGAGUCAUGCAAAAAAGAUGAGAACAUCAUGCAGUCCAUGCAGCUGUUUGACAACGUCAUCUAAGAGUCUUGAUCACAGACAAUGCGGGCACCAGGGAGGGGAAUGUGUGUGUGUGUGUGUGUGUGUGCAAGAGGAAUGUAGAUUCAUUAGAGAGAAAGCUUAUGAAUGUGUGCGUGUUUUGCCGUCUGACGGCUUGUGAGCUUGUGCUUGUGUCGAGAGCUGAGUCCUGAGGGGUUUGAGAGACCUUCUCCCUCUUCCUGGAUCCCGAUGGCAUUCUCCAAGCAGAGGUAUCCUGACUCCCUCGCUCAUCAGAACCUUAGUUUUAUUCCAGAGACACAAAGGAAGACGACAAAGCAGCGGGCACACCCAAGACCGCCCUCCUGUUGUUCUUUAUAUUCAUUUUAUUUAUUACCAUUACUGAUGGAGGAACUAUUUCAGCCUUUGAUGGAAACCUAAUUAUGUUGUAGGAUUACUUUUCCCUUUUUUCCUCGUGAUGGCCAAGAUUUGGAAUUUGAAAAUCUGAUCCUGCCUCUGUGCAUGUGGUUGACACACCUCCCUGGAUCUGCCAGACUGCUCGAGCCGCGGCCAUGAAAAUAGAAUGGAGUCUGCCGCCAUCUAGUGGAGAGAGAAAGACACUUCUUGGGGAGACAACUGACAAAUUUGAGAUCCCGGCGAUCCUGUUUCAUGGAGGUUCACCACAAGAAACUGAUUUCAAUAUCGCAUGAUGAUGUCACUAAUAUCCAAUUAUGUAUUUACAGAGAUACUCCAAAGUCUGCUUGUCUGUCUGCUGUUCCCAGUCAUUCACAGGUGCCUCACCCUCCGUGUAUGUGUGUGCAUGUGUUACAGAAAGAGAUGUCAUCCAUCAUACCAAUGUGAGACUCCAACGGGAUCCCAUUCAUCGGAUUCUGGUAGAAUAAUGACCGGCCUUCCAAGCUAUUACAGUCCUAGCUGUAGGUGUCUUAUGACUGUUGUACAUUUUAUAGCAUUCCCAGAGGUGUUACAUUAGGCAGUACAAGGUGGAGAUUGCACUAUAGUUAAAGUAUCAAGCUGUUUUGACCACCCCAUUUUUUUUAACAUGUGACUGUAAUACGCCAGUCAUACUAGUCUAUCAACGUCCAUUCAAAGGAAUUUAUUAGAUUGCAGAUUGUAUUUGUGAACUUCUUGUAAUUGGAAAUGUCAUGUGGUUGUAGCAGGUUCUACCACUCCCCUUCGAAAAAAAAAAUAUCUCAAACCCCUUUUUUGCAUUAAAUUAGGCUCAUUCGAUUUCAAAUAGUUAUAGUGUGUGUGUGUGUGUACUGUUAGCACGAGAGACAUGGUUUAUCUACAUGUUUUUUUAUGCCCCAUUUCAUUCAUAUUCAUAUUCUCUCUCUCUCUCUGCAACACCAAAGAGGAGAUACAAAGAGGUAGAUCAAGCCACUCAAAGUUGAGACAUAAAGCCCACCUUCGGGUGAAGAGAGAGGGAGAUGCUGUGUAGUAAGUAGGGCAAGGGGCAAUCAGAGGAAAAGGUUCUGUUUUAGUGAACUUUCAUUAUGGCUUACCCGCACCCACAUGUUCCUCUAUAAUAAAUAAAUUAUUUAACAAACUCCAACCACAUAUUUCCUUCUUUUCAAACUAGAAAAACUCCAAUGUGGUACAAGCAAACAAGGCACUACUGCCUUAAUGAAAUGGGUUUCAGUGUCUGAUACUUACAUGGAAUAGCAAUAAUGUUCUCUACAUGAAUAGGGCGCCUUUCCACUCACCUAACCUCUCAUUCCUCUUAGAGCACAGUUUAAGGUGCAUUAAUGCCCUUAUGAAAAUAUGCACUCCCAUCCUCCAGUUUUUUUUUUGUAUUAAUUGUUUAUUUCUAUCAUAUCAGGGAGAAAAACUAAGACUCUGAUUGUUCCUUGCCUUCAGUCUUCAACUUUCACUCCUAACCACAGUUACAACCUGUCUAUACCCGCAUGUACUGUGUCUAGAACAAUGGAAACCUACUAUCCCCCUGUACCGACUGUCUAGUUAGCUAGCCUCAACUGGUUGCAUUACGUAUUUAAAUUGUGUAUAUUUUGUACAGAGACAAUAAAAAUCACAGUUACUAUGCAAAA